Messenger RNA from Phalaenopsis equestris, 1435 nucleotides. Its product is annotated as ADP-glucose phosphorylase. The transcript has 4 exons. Gene Ontology annotation, biological process: beta-D-galactose catabolic process via UDP-galactose, Leloir pathway. Lineage: Eukaryota; Viridiplantae; Streptophyta; Magnoliopsida; Asparagales; Orchidaceae. The coding region runs from base 71 to 1090 and encodes 339 amino acids. Gene Ontology annotation, molecular function: UDP-glucose:hexose-1-phosphate uridylyltransferase activity; zinc ion binding. The record is from RefSeq and is a predicted model, not a curated record.
AAAUUUGAUUAGGGUCGGGCUCAAGCCAAAUUUACCGAAUUUGAUAAAUCCUAAAUCCGCGCAGCCAAAAAUGUCGUCGGCUCCCCCUCGCUUUCCGGAGAUCCGGAGAGACGUUGUUUUCAAUCGCUCAGUCAUCUUCUCGCCGGCGAGAUCUCGCCGCCCCUCCGAUUUCAAAUCCCACUCCCCCAACAAAUCUCCAAACCCUAACCCUAAUUAUAGCACUCCCUCCUGCCCCUUCUGCCGCGGCCGGGAGCAUGAAUGCGCCCCGGAGAUCUUUCGAAUUCCUCACGAAACCGAUCAGUGGAAGAUCCGCGUCAUCGAAAACCUAUACCCUGCUCUCCGCCGCGAACUCGAGCCGUCGGUCCUUGGCGAAGGCGCUGUGAUCGGGUUUGGGAUCCAUGACGUGGUGAUCGAGACGCCUUUUCACGGCGUUCAUCUUCCAGAUCUUUCUCAGGCGGAGGUCGGCGAGGUGGUGGUAUCGUACCGGGAGCGGGUGUGCCAGUUGGCGAAGAAUGGGUUAUUAGAGUAUGUGCAGGUAUUCAAAAACUAUGGUGCAUCAGCUGGAGCAUCCAUGACUCAUUCACACAGUCAGAUUAUUGGCCUUCCAUUUGUUCCUCCUACUGUAUCUGCUAGGUUUGAUAGCCUGAAGGAGCAUUUUGAUAAGUCCGGAAAAUGUGGCCUUUGUGAGGCUCACAGUGAGGACAUUUUGAUUAAUGAGUCUAACCAUUUUUCAGCUAUUGUUCCUUUUGCUGCAUCAUUUCCUUUUGAGGUUUGGAUUAUACCAAGAGAUCAUGCUUCAUAUUUCCAUGAUUUGGAUGAAAAAAAGGCUAUUGAUUUUGGUGGUUUGCUGAAGCUGAUACUUUCAAAACUGUCAAAGCAGCUGAAUGACCCACCAUACAACUUCAUGAUUCAUAGCUCACCAUUUCAUCUUUCACCUCCGCAUUUGCCUUAUGCCCACUGGUUCAUGCAAAUUGUUCCCCAGUUAAAUGUAAUUGGUGGUUUUGAGAUUGGAAGUGGCUGCUAUAUUAAUCCAGUCUUCCCAGAGGAUGCUGCCAAGGUCUUGAGGGAAGUAAACCUUACAACUAGUUAAAAGGAGGGGAGAUUAACCACUAGAAAGGCGCACAUUGACCUUACUAGUGAUGGUUUACACUAGUUUGGUGGUGACAAUGAGCAUCGGACUUUGUGGCGAUGACUCAUAGUGGCAAAGGGUGUGGAUGCUAUGAGACAACUUAUGUACUGAAGUUGAAAGGGUUGCCUUUUACUACUACCCCUUUUAUUUAUAUUUGGAACAAUCCUUAUGAGUUUAAUAAUUAGAGAGAAUAUUUCCCACAUGUAAAGUAUAUGCUAAGUUAAAAAGUGCAAACUUGUGAUUAACAAUGAUAUUGAUUUGAAUGAGAUUUUUUCAAAGUAUAUGAUUAGGCCUAACUCGACUAUU